CGUGGGCCCACUCAAUGAGAGGGCUGGUUGUUGUGCUGCAGUUGGCAGGCUGCUGCGGGAGGCGGUGGCGGCAGGAAGCCUGAGGCUGCGGGGUGACAGAGUUGGAACAUAUUUAACUCUCAACAAAUGAAUUCCACACUUGAACUCUGCUGCAUUCCUGUGCCGCCUCCUCCUUUAAAAAACUGAUCUUAAGACAGGUAAAAUUAUGACCUUAACUUUUUAAGAGAUGAAGAAUAAAUUUCCCAUAUGAUUAAGCAUGUUAAGAAUUUUUGGUAACCUUUGAUAAAAGAAGAAUAGAAGGAAGAUGCUGGGAUCGGAGCGAGCUGUUGUAGAAGAAUGGUUGUCAGAGUUCAAGGCAUUACCUGACACUCAGAUCACCAGUUAUGCAGCAACUUUACAUCGGAAAAAAGCUCUUGUACCAGCACUCUAUAAAGUUAUCCAAGAUUCAAACAAUGAGCUGCUGGAGCCUGUCUGCCACCAACUGUUUGAGCUCUAUCGUAGCUCUGAAGUCCGACUCAAGAGGUUCACACUGCAGUUCCUGCCUGAGCUGAUGUGGGUUUAUUUGCGACUUACAGUUAGUAGAGACAGACAGAGUAAUGGCUGCAUUGAGGCACUUCUCCUAGGAAUUUAUAAUUUGGAAAUUGCUGAUAAAGAUGGAAACAAUAAAGUGCUGUCUUUCACUAUCCCUUCCUUAUCCAAGCCUUCAAUAUACCAUGAACCCUCAACAAUUGGAUCCAUGGCUUUAACAGAAGGGGCAUUAUGUCAGCAUGAUCUCAUCAGGGUUGUAUACAGUGACCUUCAUCCUCAGAGAGAAACAUUCACUGCACAAAACCGGUUCGAAGUCUUGAGUUUUCUCAUGCUAUGCUAUAAUUCAGCUAUUGUGUAUAUGCCUGCCUCAUCUUACCAAUCUCUUUGUCGAAUGGGUUCCAGGGUUUGUGUGAGUGGGUUUCCAAGGCAACAUGAGAAACAGUGGAAGGAAAUCUGUGGUCGAAUAGUAUUAGAUCCUGAAUUUAUGGUGCAACUUCUCACAGGAGUUUACUAUGCCAUGUAUAAUGGACAGUGGGACGUUGGCCAGGAAGUACUUGAUGACAUCAUUUAUAGAGCUCAGCUAGAGCUCUUCUCUCAGCCACUCCUGGUUGCCAAUGCCAUGAAGAACUCAUUACCAUUUGAUGCACCUGAUUCUUCACAAGAAGGCCAGAAAGUACUUAAAGUAGAAGUUACUCCAACAGUGCCGAGGAUUUCUCGGACUGCAAUUACAACCGCUUCAAUCCGUCGCCAUAGAUGGAGAAGAGAAGAUGGCUUUGACUUCUCAAACGAGGCUGACUCGAGUAUUCCUGGCUCCCCGAUCCAACACGGCUCCACUGACCUAGGGAUCAAACGUGUGCAAGAGGGGGAGGUGCGCAGGACCCCUGAGCAUGGCUCGCCGGAGCCCAACUCAGCAGCAGCCACAACAGAGGGGGCUGAGGGUCUAAAUGGAGGAGAGGAGUCUUUAAACAUGAAUGAUGCAGAUGAAGGAUUUUCGUCAGGGGCUUCUCUCAGCAGCCAACCACAUGGGACCAAACCAUCCUCUUCUUCUCAGAGGGGAAGCUUACGGAAAGUAGCGACUGGGCGCUCUGCCAAAGAUAAAGAAACAGCAUCUGCCAUCAAAUCCAGUGAGAGCCCUCGAGAUUCAGUAGUUCGCAAGCAGUUUGUACAAGCAGCCGAUCUUAGCAUAGAUUCGGUAGAGCUGACACCGAUGAAGAAACACCUGAGCCUGCCUGCUGGCCAGGUGGUGCCAAAAACCAAUAGUUUAAGUCUAAUUCGGACAGCCAGUGCUUCCUCAAGUAAAUCAUUUGACUAUGUAAAUGGCAGUCAAGCAAGUACCAGCAUUGGGGUUGGCACUGAGGGAGUUACUAAUCUAGCAGCUACAAAUGCUAAUCGAUAUUCAACUAUCAGUCUACAAGAAGACCGGCUAGGUCAUGUUGGUGAAGGAAAAGAGCUCCUCAGCCCAGGAGCCCCCUUAACCAAGCAGUCUCGAUCCCCAAGUUUCAAUAUGCAGCUAAUAUCCCAGGUGUAGUUUUGAUGUCCCUUUAUUCUGCUUACCUUUUAAACUGAACAUUUCAUUGUGCAAGACACUUCAUCCCACAUUGUGAAAAAAAAAAAUGUCAUUGUAAUCAGAUCUGAUUUAGCUUAGGUAUCUUCAUACUGUAUUUUGUAUGGAAACAGCAAUAAGGUUUUCUUUUUCCCUUUAACCUCUCUCCAACUAUUCCUUGUAAAUGUGUUUGUGAAGCAGUGUGAAAUGUUUGCCUUUUCCACACCUUCCUUUUUCCUUGGGUAAUGUGCAAUCCAUUGUAGGCUGAUCGGUCCCAUUUCAGCACUGUGAGACUGAGGAGAUGUUAGAGGAAAUGGUGUAUAUGAUCCCUAUGAAGUGAUUCUUUGGCUUUUGUUAUAAACAAAACGGGUUUGUUCACAUAAUCUAUGGAACUAUGAAGAUAACUGGAUCAUUUUUUUUUCUUUCUUAACCAGGAGUGCCUCAGAGAUUCUGCUAUGACUUUGAACUUCUCUGAGUCUGUGCAAGUUUAUAUUCUUGAGAAGCAAGGGGGAAGGUGGUAGACUCCUGCAAUUUUUCAUUAAAAUGAGGCUAGCUACCCCCUUCCUUUAUCCCAAGGAUAUAAAUGUUUAAUUAUUGAGGCAUUUAAAUCAACUUGUGAUCACCUCCAUUGGAGGGUGGGGCUCAAGUUGAUUGUGUAAUUGAUAAUGCACUUUCUCAAUGGCUCUCUAGUCAUUAACAAUAUGUCUUCCCUCUUCCCACAAGAACUUAAGGACAUUUCUGCCCUUAAAGUUUGAACUAACAAAUCAGAAACUCCAAGGAGCAUGUUCUAUUUCCUAGGAAUGAUUGACACUUUGGUGCUGGGGUUUUGUGGGAAAGGGUGUUCUUUGUUUAGUUUGUGUGAGAUUGUAUGUGAGGUGAAACAAAUUGUUAUCUUUUUUUCCCUUUGUGAGUUGAUGAUGACUGAAGUAGAAACUGUACGUCUUCAGGUAAAGAGAGGGAUUUCUCAGUCCACUUUUUGUGAUGUCAGACUAUUGGAGAAACCCUUUCAGCUGCUUCCUAGAUGUACCUAAAUUCAGUCAGAUAUUGGAUAAAGACACCUGAAGUCCUGAGAUCAUAUACUCCAAGGAAAUACAUCAGGGACAGAUAAUUGGUUGAAAACACUGACACAUUUUUAUAGAACAUUUCUACCAGAGGGUACUGACUUGAUUUCUCCACAAGGAACACACUGCCUUUGAGUUUAAUGCAAUUUGUGUAUCUUCUGAUUAUCUGCAAAGGUUCUCAUUUUUAUAAAACUUUGAAAUCAUGCCAGUAAGCUAGAUAUUGAAUGUAGUAAGUAGCAUUUGGUAACUGCUAAGAGGCUACAAAAAUGCAUUAUUGGUAUAAAUUUGUUUUGUUGUGAUUUGGUUGGAUAAGACUUUCUUAAAAUCUCUUCUGGGUGUCAGGCCUUGUUUGAAAAAUAAGGGAAUAUAUUUGGAUUUUGAAAAUCAGUAUUGUGACUUUAACUGCUGUCCAUCUCAAAAACAUCAGUUACCCAUGCCCUUGUACAUGUAGGCAUUUAUGUAUUAUUGUGAAAGAAAAAUAUACUGCCUUCAUUGAAAGCAAGUGUUCUCUUAAUUGACAAAGUUGUUUUAUCUCUAUUUACAGUAGAAUUUGGUAAAUUAACCAGGAAAAUGCCUCUCAUUUUUUUCACACAUAAACCACCACCACUUUUGGAAGA
Molecule: messenger RNA, 3749 nt
Organism: Phodopus roborovskii (desert hamster)
Lineage: Eukaryota; Metazoa; Chordata; Mammalia; Rodentia; Cricetidae
Gene: Hycc2
Product: hyccin PI4KA lipid kinase complex subunit 2
Exons: 13
Coding region: 305-2056 (583 amino acids)
Biological process (GO): protein localization to plasma membrane; phosphatidylinositol phosphate biosynthetic process
Cellular component (GO): plasma membrane
Source: RefSeq, a predicted model, not a curated record